AGCUGCACGCUGAUGCACUCGCUGUUUGGGUGGAAUUAAUAUGUAGCUGGAAGAACACAUCUGGCCAGCGGUGACUACACAAGAAAGCUGGAUAUACGUUAUUGUAAUUGGCUGAGUAAUCGUUACACCGGAUAUUUUAUCAAGGUUUCUCUUUCAGGAUGUCAUCCGAAAAUGCUGUGUCACAGGCAGCCACUGACACACCACUCCCCACAUCAGAGUCUGAACCUCUGAGGAUGAUUCUCCUGGGCAGAACGGGGACAGGCAGAAGCUCCUCAGGAAACACCAUCUUUGGCAGAUCUGCUUUCUGGGUGGAGGCAUCCCCCCGUUCCAUCACUACAAAAUGCAGAAGACAGACUGGGACUGUAGGCGGGCGCCCCGUAUCCAUCGUUGACACCCCAGGCUUCUUCCACACGAACCUGUCACCGCAGGAAGUCAUGGCAGAGGUGGGGCAGUGCAUUCGAUUAUACCCUCCAGGACCCCACAUCUUCUUGGUGACCGUGCAGCUUGGAAGGUUCACCCAGGAAGAAAGAGAGACCCUGGAGUGGAUCAAGGCUAUGUUUGGAUCUGAGGUUUCUAGAUUUAUCAUGGUGCUGUUCACCUGGGGGGACCAAUUGCAAGGAAAGUGCAUCGAGGACUUCUUGGAAGAGAGUCAAGAACUGUCCGAGUUUGUCCAUGGCUGCCAUGGGAGGUAUCACAUCUUUGACAACAGCGGGCAAGACGAGACAUCAGAGUGCUCGCAAAAGGUCAUGCUUCUUUUGAAGAAGGUGGAUGUGGUGGUGACAAAGAAUGGAGGUGGCUUCUACACCAGCGAGAUGUUCAAGGAAGCUCAGAACACUAUAAAAGAGGCACAAGAGAGGAUUCUGGGGGAAAAGGGACAAAAACUGGAGGUUCUUGAGAAGGAGACUGGAGAUAAAGAAGAGCAAUCCCACGACUCUGAGAUGAUGAGGAGGGAGGAAGAGGAGGCCAGGAAGAGAGCAGAGAAGCUUUUCUGGUGUGAGCUGGUGACUGCCAUAGGCAGAGGUGCAGCAGAGGGAGCAGGGAUCAUCGGGAAGGAGAAAGGAAAAGGAAAAGCUGUGAAGAAGGUCGCAGCUUUGGCAGCAUCACCUCUAAAUAUCAAAUCAGUGGUGGGAGGAGCCGUGAGAGAGGGGAGUAAAGUGUUGUCCAAACACAAAAAAACUCUGCUGCAUUGAGGGACAUUUAAGGCUGCGAUCAUUUAAGUCUUUUGAAGACGUGUGGUCUUUAUUACACAGAAGUGAUAUGUGAAAGAAAACUCACUUACAUACAUCACACCAGAUGAUAUAGAUCCAUUCAUCUGCACAAACACUGUAAAAUCAUACUGAAUGAAAUUACAGCGGACACGUGUUAACGGUCUACACAAAAGUUAGUAUUCACGUGUGUUUCAGUCUAUGUGGACAAUUUACAGAAGGCAUAAAAAUUCUGUGCAAUUCAUCUUGUUGAUUGACACAUCUGUAUUCCUAAAAACAUGGUUUGUUAUAGAAAAUCACCCUUAAAUAGUUUUUUUUUUCUUUUCAUUAAAGUCAUUGUUAUUUAACUAAAACACUGGAGCAGGUAACCUCCAUCUUUGGCCUCUUCUAGCGUGACAAAAUAUUUAGCCCUUUUUAUUCUCCCAUGAAGAGAUAC
This is a messenger RNA of Cololabis saira (Pacific saury), 1641 nucleotides long. RefSeq names its product GTPase IMAP family member 7-like. NCBI's taxonomy places the organism in Eukaryota, Metazoa, Chordata, Actinopteri, Beloniformes, Belonidae. The transcript is spliced from 2 exons. The record is from RefSeq and is a predicted model, not a curated record. The coding region runs from base 159 to 1190 and encodes 343 amino acids. Gene Ontology annotation, molecular function: GTP binding.